AUGGAUACAUUGAAUCGCAUUACAGAUGAAUUUGAAAAUAUAAUAUCAAUAAUAAAAAACAAAAACUCUACGGAAAGAGUUCAAAUCUUAAAGAAAGAUAUCCAAACAUUGUUCACGGAAUUGGUAUUGCUGGGCAAAGAGAACAAUGAGCAGUACGUAAGAUCCCUCGCUAUGGAAGGUUAUCUUACACUUCUGUCAACUAAAGUUAUACCAAUAUCUCUAGGUGAAAAACGAAAUAUUCUUCAAACAGCAUACGACAAAUUGAAGCCAUAUGCCCUUCAUGAUGAGUGCCUCUUUGUUCUACUUAGAAUCCAAAACCUCUUAUGCUACUACCUUAUUCAACUUAAUCAGCUUAACCUCGCUCGUGAUAUAUUAGAAAGCGUAGAGGAACUAUAUGAUAAAAUUAGUAAUACUGAACCAAAUAAGUUCCUCGAUGCCGAAGACUUGUUUACUAUAGAACCAAUAAAUAACAUCAAACGGGUGAACCCUGAAAAAAUCGAUAAAAUUAUUACAAACAACGUACAAAUGCAAGCAUUCCUGUAUAACAAACUAAAUAUACCAGAAAAAUAUACACUCUAUAACCAUACUGCGCUGCGCAGACAACUAGAAAUGAAAGAAGGAACGCCACAAGACUGGGCUCUGCGUGCGGCGAGACUGGGCAAUUAUUUUACAUAUCUCAAUGAAAUGGGCAACGCUCGUCACCACCUUUGCGCUGCGUAUCACGUGUUAAGAACAUGUCAUGACAACUGCAAGCUCAUACCAGGAGAAUUUGUAUUGCAAAAAGCCGACUUUGAGAUGCACUUCUUAGAAUUAAGCCAUCACUGGGUGAAGUACGGCUUAACUCUGUUCAAAUUAUCUAAAAAAGUAAUACUCAAUCGCUACUUCUCUCAACCUACAUCCAGGUCUGAUCUAUGGAGAACGGUUGAUUUACUCGAAGAUAAUCAUUUCGAAAACGCCGAGAAAUUCGAUGAAGAUAACUCAAAAGAUUCAGGUGCGGAAAAGGAAGAUUGCAAUGUCAAGAGGGAUAAAUUGUUUACCUUUCCGUCAUUAAACUUAACGGAAACUGAAAAUCGAGUACCACUGAAAAUGGUGACCGAUUCUGAAGAGGCAAGGAAAUUGUUCGCUUUCACUCACAAGUGGUUGAUGAGAGCGAAACAUUAUUAUGACUUCGAACAUCACUCUGCUCAAUACAUAACUUGUUCGUUGCAACUGGCAGAAUUGUAUGAACACUUGGCAUUCUUCGAAAGAAAUAUUGACAACCAAUACAGUAUACAGAAGAGAAGGGCUGAAGUUCUUGAAAUCUUGAACACAUUGUUGAAGACAUGCGAUAACCAGAUGUCCGUACAAAUUGACGUGAUCAGAGAGCUGUCGCAAGUGCAGCUGGAGUUGAUGGCGUUGAAUCUCCAGAAGCUGUGGCGCGAAGAAUCGCAGACUAAUAUAUUAAACUUAGACACCGAUGCUGAUACUAUAAUCAACUCUCUAGGUUCAGAAUCCAAUAAAACUUUAACAGAGAAGACUUUAAACGCUUCCAGCAAAAAUGCGUUUCUAAAAAAGAUGGAAGCGGCAACUGCAAUUAACGGGAAACUGUUUCGUCUCAGUGGUCAACUGUCGCCGUCUCAACUGAGCUUCACUACAAGUUUGUUUAAAAAUUGAAAUAUCUAGUGCAACUGUUAAAUCAGAAGCAAUAAGGCGCUGUACUGAUUAUUAUUUUAUUUAAAGAUAUUUAUAUAUAAUAAAACAAUUCAUUGACUUGUAAUUUAUGGUAUUUAAAUCCUUUAUAGAGUCCGUAGUCUCAUUAAUGCCAUUUUCGGAAUUUCCCCGCUGCCGUGUUACCCCAAAGCGCCCUAUAUAAACUUGUCGGAAAACACGUCCGUCGAAUCGUAGUGUUGUGUAUGAAUUUAGAAAGUCUUUUUUGUGAAGCUAGUUCUUUUUUAACAGUAUUUUUUGGAAGUCGGUUUAACUUUUUAAAUUGUUUUUCUCUCUUUUUUUAUUUAAAGAGUUUAUAAUUCGCCAACACAGUCUCUUACUUUAGAAAACUGGAUACUUCAUCUAAAGCAGCUAUGCUAUCUGUAAUCAAAUCAAUCUUGGACUCGACGUCGCUUUUACAGAAGUUCAAUGAAAUAAGUCGUUGAUAUCUUUUUAUAAAAAGUAGACUCAAUUUAAUAGAACCUCUAUGCCCUGACAGCGUUGUGUUUUAAGUCGAUUUUGACGCUGAAAUUAUUAUUAGAUCCGUAUUAUUUUGCUCUUAGAUGGUACUGGAUGUGUCAUUCAGUUCCAAUAUCAUUAUCAAUUAAGUUGUUGUAAAGCCAACUUAAUUGUGAUAAUUUUCCUUUUAACUUCGUUAUGUUAUGUACUACUACCGUAACGUUUAAAUUUUUACCAACGAUCGUUUAAUUGGUAAAGGGGGGAACACUUGACUCUACCAAAAAUUAGCUCUUUAAAGCUUAAUAACUCCCAAAGAGUUUACUA
This is a messenger RNA of Diatraea saccharalis (sugarcane borer), 2469 nucleotides long. The record is from the annotation of a GenBank genome assembly. Lineage: Eukaryota; Metazoa; Arthropoda; Insecta; Lepidoptera; Crambidae.